This is a messenger RNA of Alternaria arborescens, 1128 nucleotides long. RefSeq lists its product as hypothetical. The transcript has a single exon. Bases 1 to 1128 code for a protein of 375 amino acids. NCBI's taxonomy places the organism in Eukaryota, Fungi, Ascomycota, Dothideomycetes, Pleosporales, Pleosporaceae. The record is from RefSeq and is a predicted model, not a curated record.
AUGUAUCUCAUCAACACCACCACUAUCAAGAUUCGUCCGUUCGUCGGUAUAAUCCCCAAAUAUGUUAUCCUGUCACAUACCUGGGGUGACGACGAAGUUACGUUCGAAAGCAUGCAAAGGCCUGAUGAACGCACGAAAGCCUUGAAGGGCUACAUGAAGAUCAAGAGAUGCUGUGAGCAAGCGAAGCAAGAUGGCUAUCGAUGGGCCUGGGUAGAUACUUGUUGCAUCGACAAGAGAAGCAGUGCUGAGCUUUCAGAAGCAAUUAACUCGAUGUACAGGUACUACUGGGGGGCUGAGAAGUGUUACGCAUAUCUUACCGAUGUUGGUGAUAAGAACUCUGGAGACGUGAGAGACGAUCUCAGCGAUGUUAACAGUAUCGACGUCGUAUAUGAUUUUCAAGAAUCAAGUGUCGAAUUGCCAUGGCCGAUUCGGUCAGGGAGGGAGGUAUACCAAUUCCUCAACUCAAGAUGGUUCAAGCGAGGCUGGACACUUCAAGAGCUUCUUGCUCCAGCAACGCUCGAGUUCUAUGAUCAGGAGUGGAACAUGAUUGGCACGAAAUUCAGUUUGGCAACUUUCAUCCAAAUAGCCACCGAGAUCCAGGCGCAGUACAUUUCUGACAGAAAUGCCAUGAAAAGGGCAAGUAUAGGACUCCGACUUAGUUGGGCAUCUCAGAGGGAUACUACACGAGAUGAGGAUCAAGCCUACUGUUUGUUCGGGAUCAUGGGAGUCAACAUGCCGCUUCUUUACGGAGAAGGAAAGCGGGCGUUUUACAGACUGCAGGUCGAACUACUCAAGAACACAAUGGAUCAUACCAUAUUCGCUUGGUCAUUAGGCCCUAGUUUUGGCUUUGAACCAAAGAACCCAUACCAAUUCGUCGGCAUCUUAGCGACAACACCAAGGGAUUUCCAAAGCAAGCAAUUGGCCAACAUUCGGCCAGGUCUACCGCAGACGAUACAAGAUAGUACACACGAUGUUACAAAUGCAGGCCUUCGUAUCGUUCUUCCUUGCGUCGCCGAAGGACCUGACACUCUCCUCGCAUUGCUGAACUGUUAUCACGACAAAACUGGGGGUCUUUUCGUUCGAUUAAGACGACUGGAAGAUCAGCGCUUUAUGAGACAUCAAAACUAA